AUGCACGAGCUGAUACAAGACGUGGCCUACGAAAUCCUCAGUCAAGAAAUAAAGAAUGGGGAUGGUCGCAGAUUGUGCGACACUCAUUACAUUCAACAUCUGCUACAAGAUGAAGAAACCAAAUCGAAUGGCGAACACAGUUUGGUUCUUGAAGGGAUAGAAAGCAUAUUACUCUAUGUGUCUGGCUUGAGCUUUGUCAUUAACCCUGUAGCACUCAAGAGUAUGUGUAAUCUUAGACUGCUGAAAAUUUACAGCUCUGAUCCCAUAAAAUAUCCCGGACUCGGUCUUCAAAAGGGCCACUUCUCUCUGCCUUGCGAGCUACAGCUUCUUCACUGGGAAAAACUACCCUUUGAUAACCUUGCCAAAAGAUUUUAG
This is a messenger RNA of Arabis nemorensis, 375 nucleotides long. NCBI's taxonomy places the organism in Eukaryota, Viridiplantae, Streptophyta, Magnoliopsida, Brassicales, Brassicaceae. The record is from the annotation of a GenBank genome assembly.